UGUACAAUAAUGUUUGUUUAUUACUUGAGUUGUAACGUGAGCCGUUGAUAUUUGGAUCCCCCAAUACUACUCUUUGACCUAUCUUCACCCUUCUCUGUCUUAUAAGUACGUCCACCCAAACAUGAACUGGUCUUAUUCUUCUUCUUGCAAAACAGUCAGCAAUGUCACAAAGCAGUGACAUGCAGCCCCCUUCAAGCCAAAUCUUGAACCCUCCUUUGUACAAGGAGAUGGGGAACAAAGGACAGGAGGAAAGGCAAUCCCUUGGAGAAUUACCUCUUUAUUGCAGAUAGUUGCUCCCAACAUCCAUCAAAGAGACACUGGCCUGACCUUCUGCACAUAAUCCAACAUCUUCCCUGAUUUGUGCACAGAGGCAAAAAGAAAAGAGUGAACACUGAGAGUGAACUGUUUCCAGACGGCGGCAACACAGUGGUGCAGCUGGUAGAACUGCUGCGUCACAUCGCCAGGUUCAAUCCUGAUCUUGGGUGCUGCCUUUGAGGAGUUUGCACAUUCGCCCUGUGACUGUGCGGGUUUACCCUGGGUACUCCGAUUUCUCCACAUUCCAAAAGAUAUAUAGGUGGUAGGUUCAUUAAUUUGGAGGGUGUUGAUGGCAAUAAAAGAAAUGGGAUUAAUGUAGGAUUAAUGUAAAAGGGUGGCUGAUUGCCAGUGCAGAUUCAAAGGGUCUGUUUCUGAGUGCACUUCUCCAUGACUUACUUCAUCAGGUCAUGCUGCUCCUAAUAUUUCUGAGCUGCAUCAUUAAGACCACUCAUUUCUACAUCAGUAACAUCCAGAUCUGUAACAACCAUUUUCUCCACUCCUGCUGAAAUUGUCAUCAACACUUUUGCUAGCUCUGGUCUUUACCAUUGCAACUUAUUCUAUCUGCAAUCUAUGGUCUAUUUUCUUCUGCCUCCAUAAACUUGAGACUACCAAAGAUCUCUCUGCCAAUGUCCUAAUUCAAAGCCAAUUCUUGCUCACCCACUUGUUAACCCAUACCAGCUCCUGGUCAUGCAAUAUCUUAAUCUACUAAGGCAGUGAAAUCAUAAAAUCAGUGUUCUCUGUCUUGGACCUUUGAACCCCUCUGUUUCUCCUUUUUACAUACUCCUGAGAACCUAUUAAUUUAUUCGUAGCUUUGUUCAUUUGCCCUAAUAUUUUCUCAUGUGGUCAGUGUGCCAGAACAUUAGCUGCUCACCAAUAACAUAUGCAUUCUGGUGCCACACCUAGUUACAGUGAACCAUUACAGUUACAGUGAGUUGCCAACAUUUAGUCAUAUCGACAUUAGAACUCCGCCUCAAUUGUAAAACAUCCACAUACCAGUUGCAACAGAUUAUAUUCGGAAUUGAUGUAGAGACAUGUUACAGUUCCAGCCUGUAAUAGUAAACCCUCAUCAAAGUUACAGAACUCUACUGAAUUAUUGUUGCCAUGGUUUUUCCCCUUUAAGAGAGUCUUAUGCAAUUAGAAUCUGAUUUUCUCUAUCGGAUUGUUGUGUUCAAGAAGGAACUGCAGAUGCUGGAAGAUCGAAGGUACACAAAAAUGCUGGAGAAACUCAGCGGGUGCAGCAGCAUCUAUGGAGCGAAGGAAAUAGGUGACGUUUCGGGCCAGACUGGGUCUGAAGAAGGGUUCUCUAUCGGAUUGUGUGAUUGACUGCGUGUGUAACUGCUUCUAUACCAGUGCAGUCUGAUUCCAUUCUUCCAUUUUAAAACAAAUUAUUCUUCAAUUCACAUGCUUUUUAAAUGUUUUGUUUUCGUUCAAAUGUCGGAAACCUGCCAAAUUUAAACUAGAAAAAUGAAACAAAUCCUGCCAAUUUCCCACCCAAAAACUGCCAUAAACUAGCUUGUGCUGAAAACUCCAUGUACUCUAUCUAGUAACCCCUAGUAAUCUAGUAGAGGCAUUAGGAAAGGCAUUGAUGGAGUAAAAUAAGGUAAAAUUAUUUCCAAAACAAGCCUAUCAGUAACCAGGGGUCAUAGAUUUAAGAUAACUGGUGAGGAGGGGACGUGCUUUACUGUGCAAGUUAUCACUGGUCAUACAUUGCCUGGGCAGCUGGUGGAAAGAGAUUCAGCAGCAGCUUUCAUUGGUGUAUUGUAUAUUUCCUUAUAAAAUUAAAAAAAAACAGGUUCACGGGAAAAUAAAGCAGAGGUGGAACUAUUUGUGAAAUCAUCUGCUCAAAAUUUAUAGGAUGAACAGCCUCCUGUGCUGAAUAAUUCUGAGCCUUUGAAAAUUGAAUUUGAUUAUUCUCACCUAAUUUCCUUUUAUGUCUUUCCUCUUAUCACACACCGUGAAUGAUGACCUCCCGUGUUCUUAUUUCCCCAUCUCCCACUUUAUUUUCACUCUCAUUAUCUCCAUUCCCUUUAUUCUAUCUUUACAGCCAUUCUGCUCUUAUUCUCAUUGCUGAGAUCCUCACUCUGUUAACCAUUUAUUUUUAUUUGCAUCUCAUAACGUAAACUCUCAACAAUACGAACUCUCAAAAAUCUUAUGCAGGAUUUGGGAAGGGUAGAGAGAGAAGCGGGUUCAAGAUGGUCCCCGCUAAACUGGAUAUUUGAAGCACCCCUGCAAAAAAAAAAAAAUAACAACAUGCCUUAAAAGCAUAAACAGAAAACUUCUUGAAAUGGAACAUGAAAUGGAAUCUUGUGCAGGAAGCAACUGCAGAUGCUGGUUUAUACCAAAGAUAGACGCUAGAUGCUGGAGUAACAACACUCAGCGGUACAGGCAGCAUCUCUAGAAUCUUAUACAGGCUGUACACUAGGACCCUGCAGACACCAUAACCUUCCGACUGAAUCGGUUGAACCUGGUAAAGCAAAUACACCUUAGUUACCUGAUGCUACUGUGUUGAUAGAGUAGUUCCUGUGUGAGUUGUGGAGGGCACAUACUCAUUGUUGGACCUUCACCAGAAAGAUGGUAUGGAUGCACCAGAUCAGAAAUUCAGUAAUACAGAUGGGAAUGUUUUGAAUCAUCAGGAAGCUGGGAGCUCUGUGCCAAAGGAGAUUAUUUUUACAUCAGUUGAUUGAAAACUUAUCUAUUUACACUUCUGAUGUCAAGCUAUUGCUAAGCAUCACCAGUGUCCUAUCUUCCAUCUGUGCAUCUCUAAUUCUGAACAUCCUUCUUCGCUUGCUCAUUCUAGCUUAGAACUGUUUGGAACUUUCCACUUUCAUCCUGGCAUGACCCUGCAAAUCCCCAUCCCACGUCCCACUUACUCCCCAGCUCGAGAGAAUCUUAUCAAGGCAGUGCCGCCCCAUUUGAUCUGCUCUCUGGUGUGUGGAGGGAAGGAAUGUCGAUAUGAGGGACCUGGUGACUGGACAUUGCAACAACAAGCAAUCCGGGGUGUGUUCUCAGCAUGGGUCACUGAUAAGAUCCUAGCUAUGGCAAGACCAUCCACACAACUCAUUAAGACGUUCAGCAUCAUCAACCAGUUCAAAGGGUUAAAUAUCAAGUCUGUGAUAAAUCUGCAGGUACCUGGAGAACAUAAUCAUUGUGGAGACCCCUUGGAGUUAAAGAGUGGAUUUUCAUAUUUACCUGAAAUCUUCAUGGAGAAUGAUAUUUACUUUUUUAACUUUGGAAUGGCAGAUUUUGGAGUCUCUUCGCUGGUGCGUUUGCUGGAUGUGGUGAAAGUGAUAUCGUUCGCAGUGGAGGAGGGCAGGGUGGCUAUACACUGUCACGCAGGACUCGGGAGGACAGGGGUCCUGAUUGCUUGUUACCUGAUCUAUGCCACAAGGGUCAGCCCCAGUGAAGCUGUCCAGUUUGUCCGGAUCAAGCGUCCCUUCUCCAUCCAGACCCGCACACAGAUUGACUUGGUAUUUGAUUUUGCCCAGUUUCUAGACUCUCAAAGAACAAUCAUUACAAAUGUGAGCUUGCAUGCUCAGCCCAUCACCCUGCAGCAGCAUCUUUACCGCCAGCAGCACCUCCUGCAUGGUUACGAAGCACGGCGCCUCAAGCAUGUGCCCAAAAUGGUGGACUAUGCCUGCAAGAGGCUUCUGCAGAUAGCAUUUGAUAAGCAGGAUGAUGCAGCGGUGCAGGUGGAGAAACAAAAGGAGACGAAUAUCCACAUCAUGACUCUAUUCAUCAGAGAGACAAUCACUUCCUUCAUUUCCUUGCCAGCGUCUCACCUGGCAAACCAGGAACAUGUGGAUCCCGACAAUGUGCUGAGACCUCCCGUGGGCACAACUAAUUUACUUAGACCGGGCACUUUCUCAGAUGGAUUCCAUCCCCAGUUUCAAUCCAGCAAAUUUACCAGAUUAUCACGAUCCCUCAGUGACUCCAAUCUCUCCACAACGUCUUGGAGGCAUCAUGCACAGGAUCUCCAUGGUCAAUGGACUAUAUCGGUGGGUCAACAUCAAAUGGACACUUCGGAACAGUUCUUCAGUGGGCCAAACAAUCCAUUGAGAUACUCCAUCAGCUGUGAAGGGAGGAGCAACUUUGCAGGGGACAGGAGCCAGACACAGACUGACCAGGCAGCACAGUUCAUCCUCCCUCGACGAACAAACUCUCUACUGAACCCCGGUAGCCUGGCGCUCACAGCUGACAAGAAGGGUAAAUUCUAUGGAAACGUCUCGGUUAAAGAACGUGUCAGAAAAACAGAUGGGUAUUGGUCUCUUCUGGAAAUGGUUGCCAAGGCAAUGUCAGAGGGACCAGAGAUAGACAAUGAUUUAUUGUCCAAAGUCCGCCUUUGGCAGGUGGAGCUAAAUGAGAAUGAAGGGGCUUGGGGCCGACUAGGUGCAGAGGAAGACCCCCGGAUUCUUAGUGCGCUGAUGUGGUGCUGGCUUGAACAUCUCAAGGAGCCAGUGUUGAAAUCAGAGGAUGUAGUAAUACUGUUGUCAAAACCAACAGACAAGCAUAAUCUUGUUGGCUUGGAGAAGUGCCAGGAUGGGACAAUAAACGGCAUCUUGGACUACAUCAGCAAACUCACUGGUUUGCCCUCUUUAAUGGAAGAUGCCAUAAUUCACCGGUUGAUCCAAGCACUAACUCAGAGUGGGGAAGAGAACGUGAAGCAUUUUGCUGCAUUGUCGCAGAAACUGAAAACAGUCAUCAGGGAAAAGCGCUCACAUUUUCUUUUCACUCGGGGCAUGGUAAAGACAACAACUGUUGUGAAGCUAGCCUCACAUGGAAAGAACAAGUGAAAACAACAUGUCCUGGUUUCCUGGUUCCUACAAACCUUCAUUGCUGCCAAAUAAAAUGGGAAUUUUGCAGGUAUUUAAGAGCACACGGUGGAGGCAGAGGGGAAGUUGGCAGUUACAAAUAAAGGUUUACUGAAAUGUGGCAGAUAAUUUCUCGAAGUAGAAGGCAUACUCAAGUGGGAUGCCGAUAAGCAAAGACAUUGGCAGAGUUGUUUUAAUUUCCCUAAACUACCCACCUGGUCAUGCUUCCGAUGUGUGACCCUUUGGCAUAGUGGGAGGAUUUGAACCUCUGGAUCAGAAUGUAUACGGUACAAACCGUUUCCCAGUGGUUCACAUGGGCUGGGAUUGUAUCUCCAACUCUGAGGGCUGGGAUUUCAGGCUAUAACUAUAUCAUGUGCUUGAUGUCCAUAUUUCACCCAACAUCUUGUAAGUUGCAGAAGUCUAUAAAACACUACUCCUGCUCCUCACCACUGCAGUGCAAGGACUGUUGGGAUAAAGAUAGUAGAUGAAGCAUGAUUGCAGAUUCAAUGGUUAGUUCGAAAAGGGAUGAAUAUUACAUGGGAAUUCCUUACUCGUCUCACUUGGCACUUUACUCUGUAUUUAACUCGACCUAAACUUGCCCUUGGAGAAUUUGAGGGCAGUUUAUUCUACAUUUAACCCUUGCUUCACCUGGAAUAGAGUUGUAGGGCCAGAGAUAUGGCACAGACAUAGGCCCUUUGGCUCAUCAGAUGUACACCAACCAUGAAUCACCCAUUGAUACCAAUCCUACAGUUUUUUAUUCAUCUUGCAUUGCAAGGAGAGUAUCAGUGACAAACGUGGAUUUCUGUUCAUUUUCCUGCUCUUGUUACUGAGGUAAUGUUGAGGGAUACAACAGUAACAAGUUUAAUAUAUACACACCUGGUUAUUUUUGUGUAUUAAUGUAUGAAAGAAUUUGCCUUCAUUGAUGCAUUUUAUAUUCUUACUUUGUAGUAAUUUAUUAAAUUAUGCUAAAGUUGACUGUUAAUUAAAUCUGUCAAACCAAAUGUCACCGCCUCACUUCUUCAGAGUUAAUUAUUAUCCUGAAUAAUCGAUGAAUCUGUAAAGUUACACUCUGAGUAAUCUUUGCCUUCCUGAAUAAAUGAGACUGGGUUCCUGUAUUGCUUUAAUCGCAUCAGUUAAUCCCAUCGGGUGACUGACCUACUUCUGUUUAAGAUAAAUAUCUAUUUGUAGAAUAGGAUAGCUCAAGUUGUAACAAAAGUAUCUAUUCACCAUCUGUAUCAGAUAUUCAUACUGCACACAAGUAUUGCUUGGAUUAUGUUUAGAUUUAUUAUGUUCAAUCAAUAAACCUUGCCUUUGUGUACGAUUAAAUAAA
This is a messenger RNA of Leucoraja erinaceus (little skate), 6453 nucleotides long. RefSeq lists its product as uncharacterized. Gene Ontology annotation, molecular function: protein tyrosine/serine/threonine phosphatase activity. Bases 3150 to 5105 code for a protein of 651 amino acids. The transcript has 12 exons. The record is from RefSeq and is a predicted model, not a curated record. Lineage: Eukaryota; Metazoa; Chordata; Chondrichthyes; Rajiformes; Rajidae. Gene Ontology annotation, biological process: protein dephosphorylation; cilium assembly.